This is a messenger RNA of Scylla paramamosain (green mud crab), 5855 nucleotides long. Its product is annotated as small ribosomal subunit protein mS31-like. The record is from RefSeq and is a predicted model, not a curated record. Gene Ontology annotation, cellular component: mitochondrial small ribosomal subunit; COG complex. The transcript has 11 exons. Gene Ontology annotation, molecular function: structural constituent of ribosome. Gene Ontology annotation, biological process: intra-Golgi vesicle-mediated transport. NCBI's taxonomy places the organism in Eukaryota, Metazoa, Arthropoda, Malacostraca, Decapoda, Portunidae. Bases 1295 to 1939 code for a protein of 214 amino acids.
GACAUGGAUGUGGAAGGAAGCAAGUGGAAAAGUGAGACAGAGUAGUGAAACUUGUGGGACUGAGUGAAUAGAAGAAUAAAAUGGAACAAAAGAAUAUUCAGAGUGGUAAAGAGAGAAAGAGGCCCCAAUGUAUGAAAAAUGGUAUAAGGGAAGCCUGGGUGAUGAUUUCUUCCGAGCUAGGGCACAGUGUAUUGUGUGAAUGCAAGGUGUUAAAGAUGGUCUGAGUUCUGCAGCAAAGUAUACCGGAUGUGUGACAUUGGAGAGGAUGAGACGGUGGAGCAUAUGGUGCUGGAGUGUGUGAAGUAUGCCAGAGACAGAAAUGAGAUGAUGCAAGUGGUGCAGAGGGAGCUGGGGAAGGUCAGAGUGAAGACAAGAAAGGAAUGGAUUGGAUGGUGUUGCUGCUGGGGAUGUGUGGGGAGACGAAUGAAAGGAUGAUUGAGGCAGUGAAGGAGUUCCUGGAAAAGAUGUGGUGUAUUAAAUAUAGGAAUUAGUGGUGUGAAGGAUGGUGUCUGUUUUCUGUUUGCCGUUUUUCUUUUUCUUUUUUUUCCUACAGGAGUUGCCGAUACUCCUGGACCAGGAGCAGUCCCGAGCCAUCUGUAACAUUAAAAUGAAGAUCAAGAUCAUCGAGAUCAAAAUCAAGAUCAUGGCUGUCUUGCUCCGUUCGUCUUUCAUCCAAGCAUUGCUGCCAGUUUCUAGGUUAGCGGCACAACCAGCAUGCCUGACUCGACCACUUUGCCGAAAGCCACCAGAAGAUUGUGUGAGCAUGGUGGUGGUGAUGCCAGACCUGCUGCCACUGUCAAGAAUGGUGAAACUAAAGAAAAAUCAAUUAAAUCUCAGAAUCUGGAAACCCAGAUAGAAGACCAUAAGCCACUUCAGGGGACAGAGGGAAAGAAGACUGGAGAGUCUGACUCACAUGUCUUAAAACAUGAGUCCAGUGUAAAAGAGAAAGCUGCUGCAGAGAAACAAGACAAGAAGACAUCUAGCCACAAGAAACUACAUGAUCUUUCAUCUUUGGCUAGUACUGACUCCACAUUCCUGUGGAGCCUCAAGUGCAGCCGUCACGUCCCAAAGCUCGGAAGAAGACCAAAACUGCAGGAAAAGGCAAAUUAUCCCCGGUAUCAGAGCCUGACCUUGAACCUGAGCUUGUUUUAGCAACCAAAGAAGUGGCUAAAAGUCUUGGUGGGGAUGUGAAGGAAACUGAGUCUGAGCUUCUGUCCACCUUGCGCCUCCACUCUUCAGAGACUACCACUGGCACUGCCCCAUCUCUCAGGUGGAGAGAAAGCCACAAUCAGGGAUGGAGGAAGUGCCACGUCACCUUCCUUCUGGUACCGAGGUCAGGCAAGGGUACCACAUUGACCCGAAAGACCAGCCCCGAGCCCGCAAGCCCUGCACUCAGCCUUGGGAUUCAUCUGUGCCCAGGGCUCAUGUUGAUCUCUUUGGAGGUGAACCUUUGGGGAUAUUUAAGAAAAGGGAAGAAGAUACCCAUGGACCUGCUGCUCCAAUAUCAGUGUUGCCCACAUGGGAGAGAUUGUACCUACAUGAGCUGGAGCAGAGUAUGCAGCAUCCUCCUAGUAAUGCCUUUGUGGAGAUGAUACAGUGGACUAAGCAAGGCAAGCUGUGGACCUUCCCCAUUGAUAAUGAAGCAGCAGGUUUGGUGGAGGAAAUGAAAGUGGGAUUCCAUGAGCAUGUCUUCCUUGAGAGACACUUGGAAGGAUGGUGCCCAAAACGUGGCCCCAUCAGACACUUCAUGGAGCUGGUUUGCACUGGACUCUCAAAGAAUCCUCAUCUAACUGUGGAGCUAAAACAAGCACAUAUUGAAUGUGCAGCUGUGUUUCUGUGUUUUCAAGUCUGGCACUGUUUGGCGAGCCUUCCACCUCACCCGUCUUCGUUGUUGGCGCUUCCACUCAGGUACUGUGCGAGAGGGUGGAGGGGAGCCUGAAUACAGAAGAGGUACUCACUGGUCUCAGGAUAAACUCCCCCACAGGCAUCCCAGAGUGUGGAGCUGAUGCCCUUCGGUCCACCCUAUGCUCCACCAGCUUCAGGAGUCAGUGUGGCAUAGAUAGAUGUGGAUGACUGUGGUGUCUUGUCUUGUGUGGAGUUACAAGCCAUGGGUGCCUUGCCUCCUCGCACCACCACCACAAGCACCACCACUCCUGCCAUCACCUACAAGGGGGAGACUGUGAUGUGGCUGCAGGUGGAUAGGUUCGGAGGCCUCCAGAGAGCUGCCCAGAGUGAAGCUUGUGGUAUAGAGGGACAGCCGCUGAUUAUCAAGCUUAUGGAGUGACUGGAAGAAAGUGGGAGGAGCCUGGAGGGAGUGGUGGAGGUACAGUACUUGGAGAAAAUCCCUCCGCCAUGAUGACUGGGUGUCUGCUGUACAGGCCACUGACCAAUGGUGAGAGAGGGAGGGAGACUGGCUAAUGGUGGAUGAGAGAGAGAGAGAGAGAGAGAGAGAGAGAGAGAGAGAGAGAGAGAGAGAGAGAGAGAGUCUUGAUAAAUAAUAUUGGGCACAAGCUUCACCACUGGGUCGACUGUGAGGGCCGCGUUCUUCUGCUAGGGAAGUAUUGGCUGGUUGGUGGCCGCGGCUGUUCACACACUCUUUCUUGCUGCGGCUGGCAUGCUGUUCUGUCCUCUCUUCUUCCUGGAAUUGCUGUCUGAGGUGUGUGUGUGUGUGUGUGUGUGUGUGUGUGUGUGUGUGUGUGUGUGUGUGUGUGUGUGUGUGUGUAGAAGCCACCAUCAUCAACCACAGCAGGUGAUAAUGAUGGUUCCUGCUUUCAUCCUCAUUGGGGCUAGCCAGACCAACCUGGGGCUGUACUGGGGUGACGCUGUGUGCCUCAGGUGUAUCUGGAAGGCUGGGAUAGUGAGAAGGUAACAAUUAAAAAGGACUAGUGUACACUUAAACCAUUACAAACACUAUGUAAUGCUGGUAUACACACACAAACACUGGUUUACACAUAGAGACAUAUACAAACACUUGCUAUGGUUUGUAUACUCUUAGAAACACACAUAAACUCUUAAUAAGUCUAGUAUACACACAAACUUGUAUACAAACACUAGUAUAUAUUUAGAGACACGUCCAAAUCUUUGCUAAGUCUGAUAUAAACACACAAACACAUAAGAGAUGCUGGUAUAUGCUUGGAAAUCUAUACACACAUUAGGUAAGACUAGUAUACACAAAUCUAUACAUAUAUUAGGAAUUUAUUGAAUGAUUGAGAUGAUUAGUACUCUCUCUCUCUGUCUCUCUCUCUCUUUCUCUUUCUCUUUCUCUUUCUCUCAUAUCCUUAGUCUGUCUCUCAAAUUUUCUCUUUUAAUCUCUCCCUCUCUGUCUGUCUGUAUCUCUGUCUGUCUGUCUGUCAGUCUGUCUGUCUGUCCCACACCUCAGUACACCCUUCCUGUCUUCAUACACUUUAGUACACCCUUCCUGUCUGCCCCUGGACCUUAAUACACCCUGUAUCACCCUUGCAUCUCAUUAAACUAUCCCUAUUUGUCCAUCUCAAUAAACCCUGUCUAAUUUCCCUGUCCUGCUGUUUGUCUCAUCUUACUACACCCUGUCUCUCCCUGCUUCUUGUUGCACCCUUCCUUUCCCCUACUCCUCAAUACUCCCUUCCCACCCUGUGUCAUGUGUAUAUAUUUAAAUAUUUAUAUUCAUUUGUGGCAUUCUUCAUGUGUUUUGGUCAUUUUUGGGUGUGUUUGGGUGUGUUUUGGGGUGUUUUGGUCAGUUUUGGAUGUGUUUUGGGAUGUUUUGGGGUGUUUUGGGGUGUUUUUGUCUGUUUUGAUGAGUUUGGGUGUGUUUUGAGGUGUUUUAUGUGUUUUUUUGGUAUUUUUAAGGAGUUUGGGUGUGUUUUGGGUGGCUACAGGUGUGCUGUGGGUGGAUAAGACUGUUUCUGGGUGUUUAAGUGGGUGUGGAUGUGUUUUGGGGUGUUUUGGAUGUGUUUUGGGGUGUAGAGAGGUAGACGUGAUGUGUGCAGGGUGUCUCAGUCCCUGGAUGGGUGUAGGAGUGCGUGGUGGUGCUGUCUAGGUCUUGUGGUGUGGGAGUGCAUGGAAAGGAACAGAUAAUUUAGGGCAGUUUAUCAUAUUUAAUUAUUUUGUUUAUUAAUUUAUUUACUAUUAUCAUUAUUUUUAUUGUUUUUAAAGGGGGGUUAAUUUUUACGUUCAUCUUUUGUGUUCGGGAGUGGUUAGUGCUGUUGACAAAAAAAUGGAGAUCGUUUUAUUUUUUAGUGUGGAAAUUGUCGCAGUUUGUCAGGUGUUGAUUGGUGUUGAGAGUCGCAGGUCCCGUCUAGCCCUCUGUCAUAAAAUGAACAAUAAAGGGUUGAUUUUCACUGAUAGUUUAUUUCCUUUAACGUAAACAUGUAAUGAUAUAGUUUUGUCUGUGUCUCCUGAUGGUAUGGCACUCUUGGCUAAUAUUUAACUAAUUAUAUUCAUGUCAUUAUAUGAAUAACUAAUAACAAUUCACUAUCCUGCAGGUACUGUCAAGUCUAUCGAAACAUCAGCACGUCAAUUGAGAGUCAUGGAUUUCAAGAGAUUCCGAUUUAUUGCUGCUUCCUUCUCAAUUUUAAUAGUUCAGAUAGGCAUUGCGGGCACUGCUAUUUACGAAGAACUGGAGGGUCACAGAAAGAAAGGGAUGUUAUAUUCGUAAUCUACGCAAAAAAUAACUCUAGAAAAACAAACCACAGCAUCUCUAUUCAUCCAUUCUGUGUGUCUUCUCUUCUCUCUCUCUCUCUCUCCACUCUUAAUGCUGCUGUGGGUCUCUGGGCUGGAGUACAUCACAGAAAGAUUGACACAGACUUAUAUAUGAGAGGAUGUUGUCUGUAACUAUGCUAUGGGGACAUUGCAAGUUUGUGGGCUGUAGUCAAUGAAUAAGUGUGUCCUCUAUAGCAUACUUAAAAACCACACACACACACACACACACACACACACACACACACACUCUCUCUCUCUCUCUCUCUCUCUCUCUCUCUCUCUCUCUCUCUCUCUCUCUCUCUCUCUCUCUCUCUCUCUCUCUCUCUCUCUCUCUCUCUCUCUCUCUCUCUCUCUCUCUCUCUCUCUCUACCUAACAAUUGCACCUUAGUAGAAAAACACACACAGGAAGUUUAUGCAAGUUUUUAUCCUUAUAUGAAAUGUUGCUAGUGUUAACAUAUAAAAUUGUAUUGCAUCAAACCCCCAUACAUUACUGUCUCUAUCCAGUAUGAGACCGGUGUUCAGGAUAACAAGAAGCCGGCAUUGCUCAAGCUGACCACAUUUCAUCCAUUUAUACAUACUUUUUAUUAUUAAAGCUUAUCUUGUAAUUAUUGCUGAAGACAUUGACUCAUUUAUUUAUUUAUUUAUGACUUAGAACUAUGAUAAAGCUAUGGAUUGAUAUAAUUCCUGAUUUGUUUCCAUUCUUGUCUCCGCUUGUCCAUCCCUGAGUGGUCAGAAGCGGUGCUCCACUGAUGAUGUGGAAGCCUGAGACAGCCAAUCAUUUAAUGGGCUAGGUUACCUUUUGUCAGCAGUCUUCUGUGUGUCACUCACUACGUUUGGAAAUGUUUACCUGUUCUAUUUAAUUUGUUGGUUAUAAUAAUGUUUAUGGUCAAUAAACUAUUUAUAAAACUAUUUAUCUGUGUCAGUAUGAUAAAACCAGUUAUUGUUAUUAUUAUUAUUAUUAUUAUUAUUAUUAUUAUUAUUAUUACACAUUUUCCUCCUUGUAUUUAAAUAUUAUUAUUAUUAUUAUUAUUAUUAUUAUUAUUAUUAUUAUUAUUAUUAUUAUUAUUAUUAUUAUUACACAUUUUCCUCCUUGUAUUUAAAUAUUAUUAUUAUUAUUAUUAUUAUUAUUAUUAUUAUCAUGCAUUUUUCUUGUAUAUAAAUAAAAUAUUGUAACUGAU